CGUGAUGCGGCAGGCGCGUCGUUGACACCUCCCUCUCCAAGAUGGCGUCCUUGCUGCAAUCGGAGCGGGUUCUCUACCUAGUCCAGGGAGAAAAGAAGGUUCGGGCCCCUCUCUCGCAGCUGUACUUCUGCCGCUAUUGUAGCGAGCUGCGGUCGUUGGAAUGUGUGUCUCACGAGGUGGACUCCCACUAUUGUCCCAGUUGCUUAGAAAAUAUGCCAUCAGCGGAAGCCAAACUAAAAAAGAACAGGUGCGCCAAUUGCUUUGACUGUCCCGGAUGCAUGCACACGCUCUCCACCCGCGCAACAAGCAUCUCCACACAGCUUCCCGACGACCCAGCCAAGACCACCAUGAAGAAAGCCUAUUACCUGGCCUGUGGGUUUUGUCGCUGGACAUCUAGAGAUGUGGGCAUGGCAGACAAAUCUGUGGCCAGUGGUGGUUGGCAAGAACCGGAAAAUCCUCACACUCAGCGGAUGAACAAAUUGAUUGAAUAUUACCAGCAGCUUGCUCAGAAAGAGAAGGUUGAGCGAGAUCGCAAGAAACUGGCACGACGUCGAAACUAUAUGCCUUUGGCUUUUUCGCAACACACUAUUCAUGUAGUGGACAAAUACGGUCUUGGAACGAGGCUUCAGCGACCACGAGCUGGUACAACCAUCAGCACUCUUGCCGGACUCUCCCUUAAAGAAGGAGAGGACCAGAAAGAGAUAAAGAUUGAGCCAGCUCAAGCUGUGGAUGAAGUGGAACCUCUACCUGAAGACUAUUAUACAAGACCAGUAAAUUUAACGGAGGUAACUACCCUUCAGCAGCGCCUCUUACAGCCUGACUUCCAGCCACUCUGUGCUUCUCAGCUCUACCCUCGUCACAAACAUCUUCUGAUCAAACGGUCCCUGCGCUGCCGGAAAUGUGAACAUAAUUUGAGCAAGCCAGAAUUUAAUCCAACAUCUAUCAAAUUUAAAAUCCAGCUGGUUGCUGUCAAUUAUAUCCCAGAAGUGAGAAUCAUGUCGAUUCCCAACCUUCGCCACAUGAAGGAGAGCCAGGUGCUCCUGACUCUUACGAAUCCCGUGGAGAACCUCACCCACGUGACGCUGCUGGAGUGCGACGAGGGGGACCCCGAUAAUAUAAACAGCACUGCUAAGGUGGCAGUGCCUCCCAAAGAGCUUGUGUUGGCUGGCAAGGACGCCGCAGCUGAGUAUGACGAGUUGGCAGAACCGCAGGACUUUCAGGACGAUCCUGACGUCAUAGCCUUCAGAAAGGCCAACAAAGUGGGUAUUUUCAUCAAAGUGACCCCACAACGUGAGGAGGGCGAAGUGACCGUGUGCUUUAAGAUGAAGCAUGAUUUUAAAAACCUGGCAGCCCCCAUCCGCCCCAUCGAAGAAAGUGACCAGGGCACCGAGGUCAUCUGGCUCACUCAGCAUGUGGAACUCAGCUUGGGCCCUCUUCUUCCUUAAAAGGUGUCCCUGGUGGGAAGAUUCCAAAGGACACUAUCACUACAAACCCGUGUUAAAAUGUGGAAGCCGCUGCUUCAUUAGGCCUUGUUUAAAACGAUGUACCCACACGCUACUGAAUCCUGUUCCCCGGGGCGGGCAUAGGCCAGGCAUUGGGAACACGGGGAACUGCUGUUCCUCCUGCUCUCGCUGCUGUUCACGCCAGUGUUAUCUGUGUCUCCCUCACUGAACCCUGCACGUUGAAUGACAACAGCACAGUUCCAUCCUAAGAAAGGGGAUGGCUGUGCCUUGGAGUGGCAUUCAGUUUACACUUGAGAAACUCCGACAUGCUAUCUCCUGACCUGAUCUCACAGAGGAUCAUAAUCUUACAGAAGAAACUUAAAAUGAUUAUUGAAAGGAGGACCUGCUAGUCGUGAUCCGACAUUGGUCUCAAUGUACCAUGUGCUUUCUGCAUUCCAUUAGCUAUACUCUUGCAGCCUAAACAUAUCCUUUCGCUCGCCAUUGUGGCUCCCAUCAUGCCGUAGAUUCCAUUUGACAGAAAAAUAGAAUUGCCACAUUGUCUUAGUUUUGUGAUGAUUGGAAAACCCAUGUAGUUUUUAAGGCAAGGCGCUCUCAUUUGCCCUCUUCUGAGUGAGCACAGGAUACUUUUUUAUUGGUUGCUCUUAAAAUUUUUUUUUCCCCAGUAGAAUAUGGAACUUUUUUCUAAGAAGAAUUUGAGAGGUAGGCAUUUACAUGUCAUGUCAAGGGGGUGGCAAAUUCUAUUUAUUCUAAAUGUUGCGGCACUAUCCAGGGAUUAAUGCUUCCGCAGGGAGGAGUCUGUGUGUGUCUGACUCCCCACCCCUUCUCCGCUUUGCCUCUGUAACUCAGUAGAUUGUUCUGAGUACUGGGGGCCUGGAAAGAGCCCAAAGAAAACUUGGUGGCCAAGUUCACUCCUGGAAUGCAGAAAACGUUGUAAAGGUUCGGUUGUGAGCAUGAUCUGAACUAAUGUUCUUUCCAUUGAUUUGAAGAGAUUAACAAUGAUCUCUUGAAUCCAAAACUGGAUAUUAAGAAAAAGAACCUUUCCCCUUCCUGAGUUUGACUGUUAUCAUACGUGUCAAAUAAGACCAUAUUGAUUGUAAACCAUAAAUAACAUAGCUCAGCAAGUAGCCCAGAACACUUGCCUAACAGCACACAUUCUGUUUUCACGCCAUAUCCUGGAGUUGGGUUGUUUACUUAAUUUCUGUGGUGUUUUCUAAAAUGAGACUUGACAGAGUAGACCACCAGCUGCACCACAUUUUCUGUAAAUGCAUUGUUAGCAAGGGGACAAUAGAUUUUGGUGAAAAGAGAAAUUUCCUGUUUACCCUGGUGUUUUUUUUAAGUUCAAGCCUUUAGUUUAAAGAGAAAAAAUUAAGAUACGUAGCAAUCUAGAAAUACAGAUAGGACAUUGUAUCUUGUCAGCUCCCCUGGAAGAUAAAAAAUAUUUAGGAAACCUUUGAAAGACACUAAGUCAUAUUCCUCAUAUUCUAAAGAUCAAGGCCAAUUUUAAGAAACAAUAUUCCACAGAGUAAUAUAAUAUACAUGCUGCAGUGUUACUAUUAUAACAAUAAUAAGAUUUAUCCCCUUAAAAGUUGGGGUAGAGGUUGUGUAAUUAUAAAUUUGCAAACUCUGGAAAUAGUUUAAUGUGUUGUGACCCCACAGAGUGUCAAGUUAAUUUUUAUUUCACCACCUGCUAGAAUCUCCUGUGGAGGAAAGGGCAUCAAAGUAGAGAACAGCUUUUUCAGUUUACAUAUUUGCAUAGACUACACAUGUGGUUGUAUGUCAUGCAUUUAUAGCACGUAGCUGGUAUUCCCAAAAGUAAUGCUCUUAUUAAUGGGUCUCAUCAUCCCCCUGUGACACAAACACAAAAUCACUUUUGAUCAUAGAAUUUAUUUCCUUCAGAAGCCAAAUUAACCGGCAGAACAGCAGGGCCAUUGGUUUAAUACAUCCUCAGGAUAGUUUUCAGCGCAAGCUGGUAUUCUUUGUGUUAGUAGAAAUGAUUCAACACCUGCAGCUGGUAAAUUUGGAAUUUUAUUUGUUACUUUUGUAUAUAAGAUGCCGUGCAGGAUUUUUAAAGCAUAGUCAUCAUGCACCACUGCAGGCGAAUUAGAGGCCACUAGGAGAGACUACAAUUUUGGAAAUUUAAGGCGAAGUUAAUUUGGAUUUGUGAUUUGAUUAGCCCACCAAAACUUUUGUUCAAAGUGUUUAUAGACAUGAGCUAAAUGUCAUGCAUAUUUGUGAAGAAACAUCCUUUUUGGUCCCUUUUGGGAAUAAGAGGCACUUGAUCUUUAUGAAUGACAGAUUUCCUGUUUUGCCUUAUUGCUUAACUUAAUGUAGUGAAAUAAAGCAGACAAAGCUUGAAUGUCUUUUGUUUUGCUUAUGAAGACUGACUGUGGUAACAGCUCAGAGUAAGAAGACAGGUGGAGUCAAGAGAGUUAAUAUGAGAAUCAUUGAGCUGUGCUCCCUUCUGUUCUUUAAUGAGCUAACACCUCACACCAAAUCGGUUCACUGUAAC
This is a messenger RNA of Pteronotus mesoamericanus, 3972 nucleotides long. It is a transcript of the gene DCTN4, whose product is annotated as dynactin subunit 4. NCBI's taxonomy places the organism in Eukaryota, Metazoa, Chordata, Mammalia, Chiroptera, Mormoopidae. The transcript has 14 exons. Gene Ontology annotation, cellular component: dynactin complex. The record is from RefSeq and is a predicted model, not a curated record. Bases 42 to 1445 code for a protein of 467 amino acids.